Molecule: messenger RNA, 1779 nt
Organism: Colletotrichum karsti
Lineage: Eukaryota; Fungi; Ascomycota; Sordariomycetes; Glomerellales; Glomerellaceae
Exons: 9
Coding region: 1-1779 (592 amino acids)
Biological process (GO): amino acid transmembrane transport
Cellular component (GO): membrane
Molecular function (GO): L-amino acid transmembrane transporter activity
Source: RefSeq, a predicted model, not a curated record
AUGGCAACCAACGACGAUGCGAUUAAGAGUGCCCCAGCAGCCAGCUCAGUCAGCGAUGGUGCUGAUGACUCCGUCAAAGAUGGAAAGCUCGGGGUUGUCGAGAUCAACGUCUUGCAAGAGCGGACAAUCGGUCUCUUUGGUGCCGUUUCUCUGGUUGUGAAUAAGAUCAUCGGCGCCGGAAUCUUUUCGACGCCGAGUACCAUCUUCAAGCUCUCAGGUAGCGUCGGAAUGGCCCUGAUGUGUUGGGUAAUCGGCGCUAUCAUUUCAACGUGUGGCAUCUUCGUUAUGCUUGAGUUUGGCACUGCGAUCCCAAGGUCCGGAGGCAUCAAGAACUACCUAGAACGCGCUUUCAAUCCAAGGUUGAUGCAAACGUGCAUCUAUGUCUUUUACUGCGUAUUUCUGCAGGUUUCCGCAAGCAACGCAAUCACCUUCUCAUCUUACAUCUUAGUUGCAGCAGGCGUUGAAUCCACGACAUGGAAGCUUCGUGGAGUCGCGAUAGCUGGCGCCAUCUUCUCCGUGGGAAUCCACACCGUUGCCCCUCGCGUCGGAAGGGGUAUUCAAGACGUCCUCUCCGCUGUGAAACUCUUCACGCUUCUUUUUAUUGUUUGCUGCGGAUUCGCCGCGUUGGCAGGACACCUCAGGAUACCGAGUCCCGGCAACUUCUCCAACGCGUUUGAGGGCACGUCUAGCAGCGGAUACAAUAUCGGUUCUGCCAUUCUUAACGUCAUCUUUUCUUUCCAAGGUUAUGACAAUGUCAAUGCCGUUUUGUCUGAGGUGCGCAACCCUCAACGGACUCUCAGGCUGGCACUUCCGCUUUCCAUGGGCGUCAUUGCUGUGCUCUAUCUCUUGGCAAAUGUUGCAUACUUUGCUGCCGUUCCAAAAGAGGCCUUCAUUGCGGCCAAAGUGACUGUUGCUGCGACGUUGUUCGAAAACGUUUUCGGCCCCUCAGCUGGAGCAAAAGCCCUCCCAGCUCUUGUCGCACUCUCGGCAUUAGGCCACCUGCUUGGUGUCGCUUUCACUAUCCCCCGUCUUCUUCAAGAGCUGGCUAAGGAUGGUGUCCUGCCCUUCUCCAACGUCUUCAUGGAGAAUCGGCCUUUCAGGACUCCUAUCUAUGCGCUGUUUCUUCACCUUGGCGUAACAAUCUUGUUCAUUUGCGCUCCACCAGCCGGGGAUGCAUUCAACUUCGUUGUUUCGCUUUCGAGUUAUCCGACGACUGUCUUGUUGUUCGCUAUCACCGUCGGCUUGGUCAAGCUGCGUCUCACGGAUCGCGCGAACUUCCAGUCGCCACUUCCUGCUCCAUGGGUCCUCAUCGGCAUUUACCUUGCAGCAAACAUCUUCCUCAUUGUAAUGCCCUUCGUGCGGCCGCCGAACGGAAAGGGCAGCACCUCGCUUCCGUACUGGCUUUCUUCUGUCGUUGCUCUGGGGAUACUCUCGCUAGGAAUUAUCUACUACACUUUACGAUUUGUUGUGGCUCCAAGGCUCUUUGGAUACAGGCACCAAGAGAUUCAACAGGAACUGAGUGACGGGUCGAAAGUCACUCGAUUCCAGAGAGUUGACAGGAUCCCGCCCACAGUAGCAGUCGUUGCCGUCGGCUACGGCUUGAACGCUUACCGACAGAAUAUGGUCCAGCGUCGCAUCGCCAUGGCUGAGCAGGCAGAGAGGCAGGCGAUCGAGGACCGAAAGCGAGCGGCAAAACUCAUGGAUGCCUACGGCGACCGAUCAAGCCUCGAGGAACUCGAGAAGGCCAUGCAGGUCUACGAGGCUCAGAACCAGGUCUAA